Messenger RNA from Bactrocera neohumeralis, 1446 nucleotides. RefSeq lists its product as uncharacterized. NCBI's taxonomy places the organism in Eukaryota, Metazoa, Arthropoda, Insecta, Diptera, Tephritidae. Bases 313 to 891 code for a protein of 192 amino acids. The record is from RefSeq and is a predicted model, not a curated record. The transcript has a single exon.
UGCUGCGAGUAACUAUUAACGCCAAGUAGCGCGUAUGGAGUAAACUGGAUAGCACCUCGAGUACAAGAAUAUUAUUUGACGUAAAUUUUCGAGUAUAAAUACGUGUGCCUUUACUGACGGUACUUCAGUACGACAAGCGUUACGCUGCUGAGUGGACGCAUCGAGCGCUUGAACCGAAGUCAAUAGGAAGUGUGUGUGUGUCUAAUUUUGUGAAUUUUCAAACGAAGCGCAGAAAAUACGAAAUUUUUUACGACAAACUUUUCCGAGUGUCGAAUUUUUUUUGGAAUUUCUGAAAAUUAUUAAAAACGAAACAUGGCUAUACCUUUCUAUGAGCCACGCCAACAGCCCUCAACUGAGUGCGAUCAAAUUGAUGGACAUUUUCCACCAGCACCGAGCAGUCAGUCCGUGCCAAUGCCGACGGCAAAUUUUGGUGCGCCAACGGCCACAAAUCAAGCGUCUUCUAGCGGAAGUACAGCAGCGCCUGUUUUUGUAGCAACAGCUACAUCGACGGCUUUUUCAAAUGCAUCCACAACUUCAAGGAUUUCUUCGGCAACAGUUCCUGCUACAGCCAUUCCAAGCGCGUCUUCGAAUUUAAUCCCUGGCACUUCUGCAGCUACAGCAACUUUUUCGAUUUCAUCUACAAAUCCAGCCACCGCCGCUUCCUUGUCGUCCAAUUCGCAUUCUAACAGUUCCUCCGAAAAUUCAGACCCGUCUUCAGCCGCUUCCAUGACGGAGCCGCUACCUUGGAAGCUGCUUGCUGUGGCUAUGUGCAAAGCUUUAAAACAAUAUUAUCAACAAACGGGUUCCGCAGAUGUCUUCACCACUGCUGUCAUCGAGAUAUCGCCUAGCGGUGUAGCUGGUGGCGCACAACCGUCAACCGCCGGCAAUUAGAGACUUGCUGGUCAAAAAGAAGUUACUACAAUUUUACGUUCCUGGUCGAGGGGUCAAAGGCAUUGCAAGUGUCCAGUGUACUGUGUGGUAAAGCUCCAAAAAAGCGCAAUUGUGAUUAUGAGAAUCUCCGAACAUUUGACGGAUUCCGAGAAAAAUUUGAAGUAUUGUAUAUCCGUCGGUAAAAUGCUGAUUAAGCGGAGCUCAAUAGCCAUUUUAUGAGAAAGCAAAUUAUUGCAAUGCAUUGUGAGAUAUAAGCGUAAUUGUGAUAGCGUUUAUGUUCUAAGAAUGAAAAGUUUCAUUAGACUUAAUUAAGAAUUAAGCUGAUUAAUUCAAAUAGAGCUAGCAUAGAUUUUUGUAACUAACGUAUGUAAUAGCAUAAUUUAUAAUGAAGUUUACAAAUAAUAUUUUCACGCCUAAAAUUAGUUCCAAAUCACCACUGGUUUAAAAAAAAAAUAUUAACAAUUUUUAAUUUCAAAAAUUAGUUUUUCAGUUUAGUUUCAUUCAAAGCUUUAGUUUAUAUAAAAGAGUAACAUGUGUACUCAUAAAUGGCGCAUA